AUGCGACCCUCGAACCCGAGCCUGCUGAAGCUGCUGGCGCUCCCGCUGUCACAGCCAAAGUCGACAACCCACCCACCGCCGUUCCUGCUCCAUGCCGUGCGCCAGUCGCUCCAAACCGCCAGCGCCGACGCGAAACGUCAAGAUCAGCCCGCCGUGACCCGCUACACGCACAAGGCGAUCGACAAGGCUGCAGACUUGUGGGCUGGACUCGGAAAGGCAGACGAGGGCACGUGGAAACGCAGGGCAUACGUGCUGGGAGAACGCAUGAUGGACCGGAUAGAGUACGAGGAGUGGGCGCUCAAGGCCAUCGACCCCGCCCUCGCACCCAAACUCGUCUCGUCAAAGGACUCGGCGCACGUCAAAGAGACGGUCGACGUGCUGUUUCCGCCGUCGCUCCUGGACGACAAGGCGCUGCUCUCGUCGCUCAAGGCUUCGCUUGAGCAUCGGGAACCGCAUCAUCGCAGCGCAAUGUGGAGAUGUUUGCUACUCGCGCCUGUAACGCUUCCCUUCGCCAUCGUCCCUGUCGUUCCCAACUUCCCCUUGUUCUACGUUUUGUGGCGAGCAUGGUCCCAUUUCCGAGCAUGGAAAGCCUCUCAAUACCUCUCGUCCCUCAUCGGCUCCCCCUCCCUGCGCCUCCUCCCCUCCUCAGACCUCGACUCGAUCUACUCGCCCACCCCCUCCUCUUCCCCUCCUCGGCUACUUCUCACGCCCGAUCGAGUACCCAAACUCGUCGAACGGUUCAAGAUGGACGAAGAGGAGAGGAAGGAGUUGGAGCGCGCGGUGGGGCAGAGCGAGAAGAGGUUGGGGCAGGUUAGCGAGGUGGAAGAGAGCGAGGCGAUGGCUGGGACGAAGGAGGUGGAGAAGAAAGACUAG
Molecule: messenger RNA, 873 nt
Organism: Rhodotorula toruloides NP11
Lineage: Eukaryota; Fungi; Basidiomycota; Microbotryomycetes; Sporidiobolales; Sporidiobolaceae
Product: protein of unknown function DUF2343
Exons: 6
Coding region: 1-873 (290 amino acids)
Biological process (GO): potassium ion transport; proton transmembrane transport
Cellular component (GO): mitochondrial inner membrane
Source: RefSeq, a predicted model, not a curated record